UGGUUGCUGUUCUUCGACUUUCUUUCUUGGGGGCAAGUUUUUUUUAUCUGAAGGUCGAAUCAAGAAAAUGUCGCAAGGCUUUGCAGUUGAACUUUACUUCGACCCAGCACUAGAAAACCAGGUCUUGAAGGCUUGGAAUGUCUUAGCACGGCGUCAGAUCAGCACCCAGCUUAUUGAGAUGGAAUCUCGGCCACACAUCACCCUUCUAUCCAGUCCUCUUCUCGAUCCUCCUAAACUGGAAAGCAUCGUAAGGAACUUUGCUUCGAAGCAAGAACCUCUGGCUCUUUCUUUCUCUACCAUUGGAAGCUUCCCAAAUGGAGGCAGCGCUCUCUUUCUUGGCCCAACUCCUUCACUAGCACUGCUUCAAUUCCACUCGCAAUUGUGUGAUGCACUGAGAAAGGAAAACGUGGAAAUCAGUGAGGAAUAUAGCCCGGACUCCUGGGUCCCUUUCUGCUCGGUUGCGCAAGAAGUUCCCAAGAAUCGGAUGGCUGAGGCUUUCAGUGUUCUGCGAGAUUUGAAAUUGCCUGUUACUGGGUAUGCAAUGGAUAUCGGCUUGGUAGAGUUUUCCCCCGUUCGUGAGAUUUUCUCAUACCCUCUUGGGAGUGUACCUGAAGCUUGAGGUUGAAUACUGAAAACAUGACAGUCAAUCUACACAAAGAAUUGCUGGGAUUUGGAGAAGUGGCUUUAGCUGACACUCUUGAUUGUGGGAUUCUUUUUCAACUUUGGUUUCUCUGAAUUACUGAAGUUUGGAUGAUGGUAAAACAAUAGACAUAAGUACAAUGUAAAAUGGCAGAGAAGUAAUAGCUUUCUUGUGGAGACUAAAUCAAUUUAAUUUUCUUAAUUUUCAUAGGUUACAACAAUUGAGCCAAAGAAAACUAUGGAUUUACGGUUGAAAAUUUCUGUCCAGGGUAGAGAUGUAGAUUCUUUUAGAUUUAAAGAGAGCUUAGUCAUUUGAAUAUCAAAUUGAUGUAACUUU
Messenger RNA from Telopea speciosissima, 976 nucleotides. RefSeq lists its product as uncharacterized. NCBI's taxonomy places the organism in Eukaryota, Viridiplantae, Streptophyta, Magnoliopsida, Proteales, Proteaceae. The transcript is spliced from 2 exons. The coding region runs from base 68 to 619 and encodes 183 amino acids. The record is from RefSeq and is a predicted model, not a curated record.